CCUUCGGUCCAAACUUCAAAAUAGGAAAGCAAGGAGAGAAGAGAAGGGAUUGGGGUUGGUUGGUUGAUUGGUCGUUUUGUUUGUUUUGUAAUGUUGAUAUCUUGUUGGUUCGUGCUUUCGUUAAAGUUAAAAGUUGAAUUUCGAUUCAUCUGAUUCUGAUCUAAUCAAUGAGAUCAAAAUUGGGGUUUGAUUGCGAUUGCAAUUCCACUUGCAGGGAUUUCUCUUUGUUGUUUAUUACUAUUAAGGUAAGGUUUCUUUCUUCUGUUGAAAUGAUCUGUAGUAAUUAUACUUCUUCCUAUGAAUCUCAUUGCUUAAUCCUGAUUAUACGUUUCCCGAAAUGCAAUUAGCGUCGAAUGGCGACAUCGAAGCAUGUUCAGAAAGCGAACCCAUCUUGAAUCACCACCAUCUUCAUUUGCAACCACCUGGAGAAUCCUCCUUGUCCUGUGAAAUUAUUCCUAUUGCUCCAAACCAUGAUGAUGUCGACCAUGAUUUACCAAGUAUUCGGGUUGAUGAGAUUUGUCAUCUCGUAAAUGCAGAUCAGCCACAAUGCCGAAUAUGCCUCGAUAUUGGAGGAGAAGAUUUAAUUGCACCAUGCCAUUGCAAAGGUACGCAAAAGUACGUUCACAGAUCAUGUCUUGAUAAUUGGAGAUCCACCAAGGAGGGCUUCGCCUUUUCUCACUGUACAGAGUGCAGAGCUGUCUUCAUAUUACGUGCAAAUGUCCCACCAGAUCGGUGGUGGUUGAGAUUAAAAUUUCAGUUCCUUGUUGCUAGGGAUCAUGCAUUCAUUUUCAUAAUUGUUCAACUGGUUGUUGCUUUCUUGGGAGUGCUUGUGUACAAAUUUUAUGGAGAUGAACUGAGGGAAAUGUUUGGUUAUGAAGAACAUCCAUAUGGAUUUUAUACAAUGGCUGUUCUAGCCAUUGUUUUGGUGGGAUUGCUCUAUGGCUUUUUCAUAGCGAUAAUAUGUGGCCAAAGAAUUAAUGAACGCCACUAUCAUGUUCUUGCCAAACAAGAAUUGACUAAGGAAUAUGUGGUAGAAGAUCGAGAACAUGUAAAGAAUGUGCCUGAACUUGAUCCUAGUCACGUGACAGAGCUAAGGAUGUUGGGCCUUUACUAGUUGGCUUGUCUCCAUGGUUCCUUCCACAUUUGUAGAUCACACUGGUCGGUUUAGAGUGAUCACCCACUAAUAUGGCUGUUUGGGCAGUGCGCAGCCACGUGGGUGUCGUUUGUGUCCAAUACCAUGUACUCUAUUUUGAUUCUUUAUUUUUAAUUAAUGCUUUUACAGCAAACUUAUGAAAGAAAUAUGCUAUACUUCAGCUAGAAAAUUUGUGAAUCAAUGUUGUUUGGUGGAAUGUAAAGGAAAAAAAGUGCAGAUCCUAUAAACCUGUAGCUGUUACAUGGCUAUGUUUGUACUUGUAACUUAUAAGUCCCUGAUGUAACCCACAAUUCACCCUUAUUUUGCCUGUUUUUUUCUCAAUUUUAUACAAAAUAUUAUUAAUCCAAUUUAGAUUUUUCCUUUCCAA
Vigna angularis (adzuki bean) is the source of this 1520-nucleotide messenger RNA. RefSeq lists its product as uncharacterized. NCBI's taxonomy places the organism in Eukaryota, Viridiplantae, Streptophyta, Magnoliopsida, Fabales, Fabaceae. Bases 338 to 1114 code for a protein of 258 amino acids. Gene Ontology annotation, molecular function: zinc ion binding. The record is from RefSeq and is a predicted model, not a curated record. The transcript has 8 exons.